UGUGAAAGAUGAACGUGGCAACUUUAAAAUUCCUUCAAUCAGGGAAGACGGUCGCGAAAAGUCAAAAAGUGGAACUGUAAAAGCAAAUGAGAGAGAAUGCGAUGGUGCUAUUAAACGAAAGACUGUAGCCUCAGAUGAACGAACGAAUGAUUUGAAAGAACUUCAUCAAGAAAGAAGA
Molecule: messenger RNA, 178 nt
Organism: Paramuricea clavata
Lineage: Eukaryota; Metazoa; Cnidaria; Anthozoa; Malacalcyonacea; Plexauridae
Source: the annotation of a GenBank genome assembly